Messenger RNA from Malaclemys terrapin pileata, 2155 nucleotides. RefSeq names its product plasmanylethanolamine desaturase 1 (gene PEDS1). Gene Ontology annotation, molecular function: plasmanylethanolamine desaturase activity. The transcript is spliced from 6 exons. Gene Ontology annotation, biological process: ether lipid biosynthetic process. Lineage: Eukaryota; Metazoa; Chordata; Testudines; Emydidae. Gene Ontology annotation, cellular component: endoplasmic reticulum membrane. The record is from RefSeq and is a predicted model, not a curated record. The coding region runs from base 43 to 1035 and encodes 330 amino acids.
CUCCCGGCAGGCAAGUAAGUGCGGCUGCCCCAGCUAGUGUCGAUGCCUGUGGCGCGAGCGGUCGCACUGGGCGGUCCCCUCGGCCCUGGAGCCCUGUUGCCCGGGCCGCAGCCCGAAGCCGACACGCUGCCUCUGGCCGGGGCCCGGGAGCACGCGGCGGCGGAGCGGCGAGGCCGGGCCAUGGCGAGCGGCGGGGACGAGUGCGCCCGGCUCCAGGCGAACGGGGCCGGCACGGAGCUGGAGGCCGAGGCCGUCUACGCGCAGGAGGAGUUCGAGUGCAGCAGCCGGCGCUGGGGAGCCCAGCACGUCGGGGCGCGGGAGCUGGCGGAGCUCUACUCCCCAGGGAAAAGACUGCAAGAAUGGAUCAGUGUCAUCUUCUGCUUCUGUCUGAUCUCUUUCAACUUCUACAAUCUCCUCUCCUACUUGAGCCUGGACCAUACUCUCUCUGUUAUUGUUGGGAUAUUUGCAGGAGUUAUUACUGCUGACUUUCUGUCAGGAUUAGUGCACUGGGGAGCAGACACCUGGGGAUCUGUGGAGCUGCCCAUAGUUGGAAAGGCUUUCAUCAGACCUUUUAGAGAACAUCACAUUGACCCCACAGCAAUUACUAGACAUGAUUUUAUAGAAACCAAUGGAGAUAACUGCAUGAUGACGCUAGUACCAUUGGCAAACAUGGCCUACAAAUUUGUUUCUCUUUCCCCAGAAGCGUUGUACCAGACAUGCCCAUGGGAAUGUUAUGUCUUUGCCCUGGCUAUCUUUGUAACGUUGACAAACCAGAUUCACAAAUGGUCUCAUACGUACUUUGGUCUUCCUCGCUGGGUCAUCUUUCUGCAGGACUGGCAUGUUAUCCUGCCGCGGAAACACCACCGAAUCCAUCAUGUGUCUCCCCAUGAGACUUAUUUUUGUAUUACCACAGGUUGGCUGAACUAUCCAUUAGAGAAGAUUGGAUUUUGGAGAUGCUUGGAGAAUAUUAUCCAAGGAGUGACUGGGCAAAAGCCUAGAGCAGAUGACAUGAAGUGGGCUCAGAAAGUUAAAUAAAACUCUUACCAGCCUUCUACAGUUCUUAUCUUUGUUGCCAACCUUUUUUAAAAAAAAAAAAAAAGCCAUCAGCCAAAUGCAAGACUUAUAAAGAAAUAACAGACUAAAGCACAAGCUAAAAAGUGCUAACAUCGACUGCAGUUAAAAACUCAUUCUUCUUAAAACAAUACUUGAAAUGCGAAUGGUUACUUUUCCGUUUGUACUGAGCACCUUUCUUUAGCCAUGUCUGCUGAUGUCUUAGAGUCUCAUAAAAGCCAUCAGGUGAGCCAGAGAGGAAGACGAUGCACCAUCACUUCUAAUACAUUGGUGGCACAGUAAACAUGUGUUGUAUCAACAUUAUUUAACUUUUAAAAGUAGCUUGUUGUCUAAGACCAAUAUGGAGAAUAGUGAAGAUAACUUGUCACGGCAUUUCAAGAAAUCCCAUCCAGAUAUGGUGCAUGAAAACAGCAUGUCAGAGUGAUCGAAGCCAGUAAAAUUGUCACCGUUUCAGUGCGUUUAGUGGUUGAUAAAUCUGUCACUUCCAUCUUUGCUAUUGCGUUAAGUCUUGUUAACGUGGUGUGGAGCAGACUUUGAAAUCUUGACUCUAUCAAUGGGCAAAGAAUUCUUAAGUGUUUUCAGUUUCUCUUAAAAUAAAAUAAAUUUGUUCAAAUUUUUGAGGAAUUUGAACCAACCAUUUCUGUAUAAGCGUUCAGCUUUACAUUAAUAAAUGUUUGAGUAUCUGGAGGGCACAUUGUAUAUGUGUAUCCCACAUGCUUGCAUUAAUUGAUUCGGAGUGCUCACUGAUGGGAUCUUGCAAGUAUGUGUUUCCUGUUCCAAUAAUGUUUAAAGUAGGUGUAGCAUUGGGCACAUCUGCAAAUUGUUGUCUCUUGAGAGCAAAAGACAUCAAAUUUGUGUCUUUAGCACAGAAAUGUUAAUGGUUGGUGUUUUUUAAGGUGCUUGUUGGUUUCUGUAAAUAAUAUAAAGCCUUAAUCUAUUCUGGUGUAACAUGGAAUAAUAUUUUAACGUGAUGUUCUGAAUGUAUAUAAUUUAUAACAGCAGUUGGAUAAUACUAAUCACAUUUGUUAAGUCUUGUUGCAGUUCUUUGUUUAUUUGAUGGUAUAAAAUCACACUUCAUCCUCAA